Messenger RNA from Trichobilharzia regenti, 870 nucleotides. Lineage: Eukaryota; Metazoa; Platyhelminthes; Trematoda; Strigeidida; Schistosomatidae. The record is from the annotation of a GenBank genome assembly.
AUGCUUCGACUUAACUCUAAAUAUGUUACACUCCUACCAUAUAUGAUACCACCCUGUCGGUUUGUUUCAAAAAGGAAAAAAUUCUCUGUGAGUGAUGAUGAUUUUGAAGAUUAUACAAAAGCCGCUGAACUUCUUGAGAACUCACUCGUUGGGGAAAAUUUUAAACCACCGGUGAGUGCUUUACAGGAAGCAGAGCUGUGCGAAAGACGAAAGCAUAAAUUUUCUGUGCUUUUGAAAAAGUAUUCCGAAAAUCCCUUAGAGUCAUCUGUUCUUACUUGGAAGGCUAAGCGACAAAUUGCCUUCUUAUUGGAUAAUGAUAAGCCUUUGGAUUUCGACGACAUUGCGAAUAAUUUCCCAAUAACGUGUCAUGGUGUACGAAAGGUUUUUAACCACAAGUCGCCAUCUAUGUUUUACAAACCUACAAGCAUGGAACGGCUUUUGAUGCACGACACACGUGUGACUAAACGCUGGGGACAUAUUUUGUCGUUUUUAAAAGAGGUUUCACUUCGUAGUCUUGAAGAUCCUGAAACGCUGCAGUCGACGGUCCUUGACCUCUUACCCAAUAAUCUGUUAUGGCUAUUUACUGACAGUAAGGCCAACCUUCUGAUAUAUGCGAAUGGGAAUCAUAAUCUUCCUCAUCCAAAGGACUGGGAAGUCGUCGUCAAAGAUCAUCACUCUCCUGGUCGUUUCGAAAAGCUAAAGAACGUCACAUCCCGAAAUUCUCCUCCUUCACCAUAUCAAUUUUCACCACAACUGUAUUCAUAUUUAUUGAACUGUGCACAUUUGGUUAACCCAGACACUACUAAUAAAAAGUCUAUUUCUCUUCCAAAUCGUGUAAAACUUCAUGACUACUUUCAUAACAAAAAUUAA